This is a messenger RNA of Gongylonema pulchrum, 752 nucleotides long. NCBI's taxonomy places the organism in Eukaryota, Metazoa, Nematoda, Chromadorea, Rhabditida, Gongylonematidae. The record is from the annotation of a GenBank genome assembly.
AUGAGGGGAAGUGAUGAAGCACAUCCAUGCAACGAUUCCUGCAGCUUCUCACGCGUGUCACCGUCGGAGCAGCGGCUAUCGGAACCGGUAGCGGCCGCCAACAGCACGGAGAAUCUCCACCGUUUUAAUAAAAAUCAUGCAAAAAUUAUUCCAUCGCUGCAUGCAACAAUCCCCUCUGGAUACAAAUAUCUUCAAAUACACACGCUUACUAAGGAGACCGUCACACUCGCCGUACAUGUGAAAUGCCGCGUGCAGGAUGCAUAUUUAUGUUGUUGUGCUCAUCUUGGCUUCGAUGAGGAGCGGUUAUUUGGCCUGGCCGUGCGGACACCUUCCGAAGGAAUUGGUGGUGACCGUCCUAGAAAUGAAUAUUUUUUCCUGGAUCCGUGUCGGAAAAUAACAAAAUAUGCGCCAAAACAGUGUACGCCAGCAAUUCGACAUUAUUAUCUGCAGUUGCGCGAAAACAUACUGGACCAGUGGUCGGGCUCGAAUUCGGUGGCUGAAGAACGUUGCUGGGAGCUUGCUGCAUUGGCGCUUCAUGCUGAUGAAAAUGGCAAUGAUCUUUUAUCGUUUCGAGCGGAACAGUACUUCCCACUUUGGGUUGUUAAUAUUCAUGGGCUUGAUUUUGUUCGACGAAAUAUGCCUGCAGUUCGCAAGGAUCUCAGGGCAUGUUCAAAUCAGGAUGCUGUGGUUGAAUAUUGUCAGCAAGCUUCUAGGUUAGCUGCUACUGCUCUUGCUGACUUGUUAUCGUGAUC